Molecule: messenger RNA, 1584 nt
Organism: Psilocybe cubensis
Lineage: Eukaryota; Fungi; Basidiomycota; Agaricomycetes; Agaricales; Agrocybaceae
Exons: 3
Coding region: 1-1584 (527 amino acids)
Source: RefSeq, a predicted model, not a curated record
AUGGGAACUACGUUGCUUCGAAAGUAUAAAAAUGCGGUGGCUCAGCGAAAUAUUCAGACAGAGGGCCAUCGGGGCUUGACAGAUUCUUUGGAAGACCCAAGACUUGUGCCUGCAUGGGAGAAAAUGUGUGUCAAAUGGGAGAAAGAUCCCUUUCCAAAAACCACAGCAAAAAACCCAUAUUAUGUGAAGGAGACUGGUGCAUCUGAAGCUGAAGUCAAGAAGGCCCUUCACGAUGAAGAGGCUGAAUUUUUAUCUAAAGGUGGAACGUUACCGCACAAAACUACCCCGUCUGUCUUUAUUGGUAUGGGCCUAGACCUUGAGGAAGCACAGCGGCGACUUAAACGGCUAGCUACCAACACGAGUGCAGAUGCCACUAUUUGCCAAGAAGGCACACUCACGGAGCAGCGAAAUAUCCUCACUACACGCAUUCGGGCAUGGGAGCAACUUGUUCCCAUCUAUAUGCCAGGACUGCUUCAGUAUCAGACAGAUAAUCCGCCGACAGAGCAGUCAACGCACGCCGAAGACAUUGUCCUGUGGCUUCCAUCAAUGGUACCCGCAGAAUGCAGAGAAACUAUCUGUGUGGCCGGCUUGGCUGAUGUCGAACAGAAGCUGCGGAUGGCGCAUAUGACCGACUCUUUGAAUGCAAUACGGCAGAUUCUCAAAAUCAAGUCACGAAUGAUUGAAUUCAAAAAUAAAAACAUACGAGGACAACGUGGGGGAACCAGGUCAACGUCAGUUAUCGACCGCGUGCAUGAGCGUGCACGAUUUGCAGCAGGAAAAUAUCGUGCAGCUCGGAAAGCUUAUUUCGAGUUGGCAGGACCUGGUAACUGGGAGCAGAAUUACCGUGUACUUGCAGACGGAGAUAUUCGAGCAUAUCAAGAUCCUGCUCGGCUAGGACCCAGAAAGGGACGCCGCGGAACGCUUGAUGAUGAACAGGUCGCGGCAGGGAUGGAUGUAGAGAAUCAGCCAGAAGAGGGGGAUCUUUUCCUGUUCAACGAGGAGCGCACCAAGCGUCAAGGAUCGGGUCAGACACGGCGAACUCUGUCAUGGAUCUGGACGGUUUGUACCAAUGCUGCAGACACAACAAGCGAAGAAGAGAAAGAUGAUCUCUUGCGUGUUGAAUGGGCGAGGAGCCGAGCUAGGGUCAUGCGCGCAAAAGAGGAGGUUUCGAUGUUGAAGGAAGAGAUGCGGCGAACAUUAGUGUUUUUGGACUGGAAAGCUGCCUGGUGGCGAGAACGCAAAAACGCUAUCUCUAACGCGAGUAGCGAUCGCUUGGAGGCCAUUUCCGCAUUUGCCAUUGUGCAAGCUGACCUUCAAGAUUCCUUGGCGGAGCAUUUCCAAAAUCUGUGGCGGUCUCCAUUACAAGAGGCAACAUUGCGUGCUGCAGGUUCUUCAAUUGCUGCCACUGAGCCCACAUCAGUUUCUUCGACUGACCCUGCCUCGACAUUGACAUUGCUUGGAGAUGGAGAUGAAGGUGAUGAUAACGGUGAUGACGACGAUGAGUACAACGAGGAAGAAAUGUUUGAAGAGAGUGGUGUGGAGGAGUUGGAUAUCACUGCAAAUAGUGUAGCAGCAUUGGUGUAA